This is a messenger RNA of Phaeoacremonium minimum UCRPA7, 552 nucleotides long. RefSeq lists its product as hypothetical. Bases 1 to 552 code for a protein of 183 amino acids. The record is from RefSeq and is a predicted model, not a curated record. NCBI's taxonomy places the organism in Eukaryota, Fungi, Ascomycota, Sordariomycetes, Togniniales, Togniniaceae. The transcript has a single exon.
AUGGCCAACCAAACCAUCCAACAAGACAGUCCUCUUUCGAUCACCGCCAGUGUAGCCGGCAUUCUGACGUUUUUCGUUGCCAUUGUCGCUGCGGCUUAUGUCCGCGUCACUUACUUGAGAAAUAGUGACGAGGAAUACUUCAAAGUCAAGACGAGCCUGUCAUGGUACAAGACAGAGUCACAGUGGCUUUCGGAGCUGAUCCGGGCAGCUGGCAACGCCGACCGCCCCGGGUUUGCGGCCGGGCCGUACCGCCGGACGAUGGAGUACCAGAUGUACACAUUCGUCAUGGACGAUCUCGUCAGACUGGAGGAGCGGCUUCUCGAGCUGCUCGCAGAGACUGAGGAGAAGGCCGCCAAUGGAGAGGACGUAAAAGAUGCUCGAUUGGACGGCCAGCCGUGGACGCUUGUGCCGCGAAGCUGGACUUGGUGGAGUCGCACAUCCGUGGCUAUGUCUUGGUUGCCGGUCAGAGCCAAGGCGCUCGAGUUGGUGCGCCAGAGGGACGCGCUCACAGCGCGGGUGCUGUUUACGCAGAUGAGCCUCAUAUCCUCGUGA